Messenger RNA from Drosophila serrata, 555 nucleotides. Its product is annotated as TIM double twin CX3C motif protein. Lineage: Eukaryota; Metazoa; Arthropoda; Insecta; Diptera; Drosophilidae. The record is from RefSeq and is a predicted model, not a curated record. Gene Ontology annotation, cellular component: cytoplasm.
UGGGUCAAUGGCGGAACAGCAGAAGAAACGCUUGGAGAGUGCCAUUAGCGAAAUGAUCGAGGACAUGUACCGCACCCACUUGCGUCGGAUGCAGUCCGCGAUGCAUCGCUGUGCGGCCAAGUGUUGCGACGACGAGCGCGGAACGCUGGAGACUGUGCAGAACUGCAUAGAGAAGUGCGCCGGACCUCUGAUGGAUGCCCAGGAUUAUCUGCAACACGAACUAGGACAGUUCCAAAACCGCCUGCAGAACUGUGUCAGGGAUUGUAACAGCGAUGCUCGCUCCAGUCUUCCCAGCAAUCCAAGCAACCGGGACAUGGCCCGAUCCCAGCACAUCUUCGAGGGCUGCACGGGCAACUGUGUGGACAAGCACAUUGACCUAUUACCCGCCCUGUUGAAGUCCAUCAAGCAGACCCUGGAGCGGGGUCCACCCAAACGGUCACCCAUACGGGACACCAGGUUGGAUAUCUGAAUUUUUUUUUUGUUCUGAAACUGGAAAACCACCCGGGAAGCUCGCUUCUCGGAGCAUUAAAUACACCAUUCGGGAGAUGUCAAUGA